AUGGAUAAGGUAAACCAAACCACAGUGACAAAAUUUAUUUUCCUGGGAUUCUCAGGCUCUCCCUCUGUGCAGCUCAUUCUUUUUGUGAUGUUCCUCACUGUGUACCUGCUCUCCCUCAUGGGAAACACGCUCAUCAUCUUCAUCGUUCUCAUGGACUCUACGCUCCAGAAACCCAUGUACAUCUUCUUAGGGAAUCUCUCCUUCUUAGAGAUCUGGUACACCACAGUGACAGUGCCUAAGUUGCUGGUCACCUGCCUCUCCAAAGGUGUCACCAUCUCUGUGCAUGGAUGUAUUGCUCAGUUCUACUUCUUCUUCUCUUUGGGAGCUACAGAGUGCAUCGUGCUAGCUGUGAUGGCCUAUGAUCGGUACAUAGCGAUUUGCAGCCCUCUGCGCUACUCACUUCUCAUGAAUGUUCAGAUCUGUCUGAAGUUUUCAGCUGGGUCCUGGAUUGCGGGUUUCAUUGCUCCUAUUUUCCCCACCAUACUCAUCUCUCGCCUAAGAUUUUGUGGUCCCCAGAAGAUCAACCAUUUCUUCUGUGACUCAGACCCCAUUUUCAAACUCUCCUGCUCAGAUACCUUCUUUUCUGAAGCCCUGAGUUACACAAUUAGCUCUGCUGUGAUUCUAAGUUCUUUCCUUCUUACUGUCUCCUCUUAUGGCAAUAUUGUGGCCACAGUAGUCAGGCUGUCGUCCCGAGAAGCUCGGAAGAAAACUUUCUCCACCUUUGCCUCCCACCUCUCUGUAGUCUCCAUCUACUAUGGCACCAUUACCUUUGCCUACGUCCGGCCUCCGGCCAAGUACAACUUCACCAUUGGUAAAGUGGUCUCCGUGUUCUACUGUGUGGUCACCCCCCUGGUAAAUCCUCUCAUAUACACCCUGAGGAACCAGGAGGUGAAGAAAGCUUUCAGGAAAUUUUUAGUACAAAAGGCAUUUUUCUUCACUGGAGUGAUUGAGAAGUUUUAUGUUACAUGUGAAUUUGAAUAA
Chinchilla lanigera (long-tailed chinchilla) is the source of this 981-nucleotide messenger RNA. RefSeq names its product olfactory receptor 6F1-like. The coding region runs from base 1 to 981 and encodes 326 amino acids. The record is from RefSeq and is a predicted model, not a curated record. Gene Ontology annotation, biological process: G protein-coupled receptor signaling pathway. Gene Ontology annotation, molecular function: G protein-coupled receptor activity; olfactory receptor activity. NCBI's taxonomy places the organism in Eukaryota, Metazoa, Chordata, Mammalia, Rodentia, Chinchillidae. The transcript has a single exon. Gene Ontology annotation, cellular component: membrane.